Molecule: messenger RNA, 4641 nt
Organism: Megalobrama amblycephala (Wuchang bream)
Lineage: Eukaryota; Metazoa; Chordata; Actinopteri; Cypriniformes; Xenocyprididae
Gene: npy2rl
Product: neuropeptide Y receptor Y2, like
Exons: 6
Coding region: 464-1585 (373 amino acids)
Biological process (GO): G protein-coupled receptor signaling pathway
Cellular component (GO): membrane
Molecular function (GO): neuropeptide Y receptor activity
Source: RefSeq, a predicted model, not a curated record
AUUAAACUGAACCUAGCCACCGUGAUUCAUCCCUCUCCCUCUCUUCCCUAUCGAGAACUCUGAACAUGUGGGUUUGGCUUGUGUGGAUGGAUGUAAUUCAGUCGCGAGCGUCAGAGACGGUUGAGCUCCACAGCCCACCUCACCUGAAACUCAGUCUCUCUUUCAGGAAAACAUAUUGACUGGAAAAGAAAACAGAAAGAAACUUGUACUUGUUUAUUUUUGUCAAUAUAUAGAUAUAGCUACAUAACAUUUCUGAAGAUCUCAAUUUAACUAAUGGUGAUGUAUCCUGACUCGCAUGACGUAUUAUUGGAGACGGUGAGGUGAAUGCGCUGCCUGGGCACUGUGCGUCUCGUGCGCUCCUUCACGGACCAUUUCGCCGUCGUUGUCCAUAUCCCGGGAAGUGUGCCAUGAAGUUUCCACGGACUACGGUCUUUCUCUAUAAUAUCGCAUGGCCAUGUGAUAAAUGGAUUCCCUCAGUUUAAUUAAUGGCUCCUCUGGGAGCAAAGACCUGGCCAUUGGAGAGGAUUCAUCUGACAUGACUCUGAAUCAUCCUCUGCUAGAGCUGGGAGACAGCACCAAGCUUCUCGGGGUCCAGGUGGUUCUGAUCUUGGCAUACUCUACCAUCAUCCUUUUGGGCGUUGUGGGGAACUCUCUGGUGAUUUAUGUGGUUUACAAAUUUAAGACACUUCGUACCGUCACCAACUUCUUCAUCGCAAACCUAGCCGUGGCCGAUCUACUCGUCAACACGUUGUGUCUCCCGUUCACGCUGGCUUACACUCUCCUCAGGGAAUGGAAGUUUGGACAAGUGCUUUGUUUCACUCUGCCGUACGCUCAAGGUCUCGCCGUCCACGUCUCUACAAUUACAUUAAAUGUAAUUGCGCUGGACCGGCAUAGAUGCAUCGUUUACCACCUAGACACUCGAAUGUCAAAGGACACCUGCUUUCUGGUCAUUGCCAUCACCUGGAUAGUAAGCGCCAUCCUGGCGAGCCCACUGGCCAUAUUCAGAGAGUAUGGGAUUGUAGAUCUUUCUCCAGAUGACUCCAUUGAGGUUUGUGGAGAGAAAUGGCCUGACAGUAGUACAGACAGCACUCUAUACUCAAUCUCCACACUGCUGCUGCAAUAUGUAUUGCCUCUGGCAAUCAUCUCUUUUGCCUACAUCCGUAUCUGGAGUAAACUCCGCAAUCAUGUCAGCCCAGUUGGUCGUAACGACAGGCAUCAUCGCCGACGCAAGACCACCAAGAUGCUGGUAACCAUGGUCGUGGUGUUUGCAGUCAGCUGGUUGCCUUUUCACGCCUUCCAGCUCGCCAUUGACAUUGACCACAGCGUGCUGGACAUGAAGGACUUCCGGCUUCUUUACACUGUUUUCCACAUUGUGGCCAUGUGCUCGACGUUCGCCAACCCUCUGGUGUAUGGUUGGAUGAACCGUAACUACCGCAGCGCCUUUGUUGCAGUCUUUCGUUGCAAGGAACGGCUUGAUUUAUUGCACGCCGAGGGCCAGGCUGCCCCAGCGGUUCGCAGCAAACCAAAAAAGGCUCUGGAAGCCCAAGAUAUGGUGACGACACAUCUCAAUGCAACAGAUGUCUGAGGUGACAAAGGUGAGGAUACAGAAAGGAUUUCUGAUGUGAACUUAGCACUGUCGAGGAUUCAUCUUGGUGGAUUCAUCACAACUCCUUAGUGAUUUAUGUGGUCUCCAAAUUUAAGACACUUCAUACCAUCACUAAUUUUUUGUUGGCACACCUUGCCAUGGUUGAUCUGCUUGUCAUCAUGGUGUUUCCCAUCUAUGCUGGGUUACACCACACUGUGGGAAUGGAGUUUGAAAGUGCUUUAUUUCACUCUACUGUAUACUCAAGGUCUUGCUGUCCAUGUCCUAUGUUAAAUGAAAUUGUGCUGGUGGCAUCUUCGCAACAGUGUGACCUAGCUAAAUUCUACAUUGUGAACUAAGUUCAAUAAAAGAGCACAGAUUCUCAUCAUCUUCAUCAGUGCAUCUUCCCUAAGAUCUAUGAGGUGACUGAAUGGGAGGUAUAUAAUCUCCCAUAUAUAUACUUGAAAAAAGAACAUUUUAAACAAUAUACCUGGAUCUUGCUAUAUGCGGAUGCUUCUCCAUUCGUAGGAAAGAUGACUGUAUGCAGUUUUGUUCAUCAUGGAAGAAAGUUCCUCAUCAUGAUGACUUUUGGGUGUUAUCAUACAAUGAAUUUGUGCACCUUGGAUCUUCAACCUCACAAUGGCUCUGUAAUCUGUAAGCAGCCAUCAUCUCGUGUGGACUUACAGGCAGGUCGAGCACUCAAAUGGUUCUGGAAAUUGUUAACAGCAAAUUGCAUCUCCUUUCAUCUGAAAGUAAUUUGCACCGAGGAAUAGUGUGCCGGCACUCCUUUAGACUAACAACAGCACAAAGACAGGGAGAUGUUUCUAUCCCUGCGGUAUGAAUGUUUCAACACAUAGAUCUGUAUUAUCCUCUCCAUUAAAACCUUGAAGGACAUUCUGUCAGUUCAGUACUUUUCAUAUUAAAAUAUUAUGAAUGUGUUUGAUCUAAAAUACAGCACAGUUAUCAUUGACAGUACCUGAUGGAUCAAAGUGUAUUGUUCACUUGCUAGUUCACUUUUUAAAAACUUCACCUUAGUAAUGUGCAAAUAUGACAACAGAAAAAAAAGGAAAAAACAACAUUUGUAACGGAAAUAUGCUUUCUACUGUAUGCUGUUCUCUUCUGUAAAGCUGUCACCUUUGCAAUCACCAUGCCAGAUGAAUGUAAUUACAUGGCAAAUCUAUUUAUAUAUAUAAAUAUCUGACACACAAUAUGUAUAUUAUAGGAAUUAAUCUACCAACAUGAAAAUAUAUUUCCCUAUGUUCUCCAAUUUCCUGAAAGAAAAUCGAUCGCAAAGCUGAAAAAGUGAUGACUCAUACAAAUUAUGGGAUUUCUGAUGUAUUUCUAUUGACAUGGAAGGGACAUGCCUGCCCACUGACGUACCAAAUUACUCCUUUUAGCCUACACUGUCUGCAGGAAAUGAGAAUGCCUCAUUUAAUUAGCACUAUGGGCUUCUGUGUGGAUCCCACUUCAAUUUGGGCUGUGAAUUGAGAAUUAUUAAUAAGAUAUACCAGCAUUAAAUGUUGAUAGUGUCAUUUGUGUUCAAGGAAUAUUCUGGGUUUAAUAGUAGUUAAAAGCUCUCUUGCCAUAGAAAAUAAUUUUGACAUGUUCUUCAGCAUGUAAAAACAAUUUACAAUGGAGGUCUAAGAGGCAUUACAUAGGAUAAACAUUUAAAAACUGGGUAACACUUUACAAUGAGGUUCAUUAGUUAACAUUAGUUAACUACAUUAGUUAACAUGAACUAAUAAUGAACUGCACUUCUACAGCAUUUAUUAAUCUUUGUUAAUGUUAAUUUCAACAUUUACUAAUUCAUUAUUAAGAUCUUUUGAGCAUUGUGAACUAACAAACAAUGAACAACUGUAUUUUCAUUAACUAACGUUAACGAAGAUUAGUAAAUACAGUAACAAAUGUAUUGCUCAUUGUUAGUUCAUGUUAGUUAAUACAUUAACUAAUGUUUAACUAAUGAACCUUAUUGUAAAGUGUUACCAAAAACUGUAGAUUUGAAAGCUGACCAUGUCUAACAUUCACAAGAUACAUACAAAAGUACCAGAAAAGGACUGUUUACAUGAGUCCACUCAUAGGAAUUACAUCUGUAAUGCAUAAGCAGACAUUCAUCUGAUGAGAAAAAAUAGCUCCACUGCUAGGACUUUUAAAGUUGACAUGAAUGGCUUCAAAAUAGCUUCUUAAAUGGCUUCAGAGAAAUAUGCAUGUGCAUUACCGUUGUUCCAACCAAGUUUGAUGCAGCAAGUUUAUAGCAUCAAGCUAUUUGCCCACCACACAGAAUGAAAAUCAUGAUAAAAUCAUAGCCAAUCAGAAUAUAUGAGUGAGAUUUUGGACCAAUAGUCCUUUCAAUGAAUCACUUCGCGUCUGUCUGGGACAUUGUAAACAUAUAGGCCUACAAUUUAUUUCAAACUUAUAGUCUGUGGCAAUUAUCAGCAUGCCGCUACUGAAACAUUUCUUCACAAGAGAAAGAUUACUGUGAGUCAGAACGCCAAAUAGUCAAGUGGUGCCUAAUUAUUUAGUUGACUUUUUCUUUUAUGUUCCAAAUGCAGCACAAACACACAAAGUCAACAAAAUCAGCAGUCCAGUUUUUCUUCAGGGAUCUUAUUUCACACAUCAAAAUGUGUUUGUGUGAGGGUGUUACAAAAACAGCCGCUAGUGUUGAUCAGCCAGCUUUAUUUAUAUGAGAUUUUAAUCAUUAUAUUUACAUGAGCUUUUUAGCUGGCAUAGUUUGAGAAAAGGCUAACAACAGAUUUUUGCUCUGCAAACCAUUUUCAAUGUAACAUACAGUACUUAUAAAUGUAUAUUUGUGGAUCUGUUUUUGUGAAAUGUCAUACUUGCAAGUGUUUGUAUUAACAGAUGUGUUUACAUUUAAAAACAAAAAGAGACUUAUAUAUACAUUAUGUACCAAAACUUUGGUUGAAGCUGACCAAAUUGUGCUGUGAUACAUUCAAAUUAUUUUUGAAUGUUGUGUAAUUCGCAAUUUAUUUGUGGUAGUGGUUGAAAAUUGAGAUAAUGGCUCAAAUGUUCUUUGUAAAUAAACUUAUUUGAAUUGAAUCUCA